CGGCUUUUUUCACUGGGGCGGCCUAAGACUAUUGGAAAGCACGAGUGUUUAAUUACAAGAAGUAGAAAUAGUAGAAAUUAGGAAGUAGCAAUGAAAAUAAUUUUAGGUUGGAGUCAGCACACCACGAGGAACUGUAUUAAAGGGGUGCAGCACUGGAAGCUUGAGAAUCACUGGUACAAGUUUGGCUCAAACUAUCGGGCAUAGCUGGGGCACAUUUUACCAGUGAGAAUUUGAGGAGCCAUGGACAUCGAAGCAUACUUCGAAAGGAUUGGUUACAAGAACUCAGUGAAUAAGUUGGACUUGGCCACAUUAACUGAAGUUCUUCAACACCAGAUGCGAGCAGUUCCUUUUGAGAAUCUUAGUAUGCACUGUGGAGAAGCCAUGUGUCUGGGCUUAGAGGCCACUUUUGACCACAUAGUAAGGAAAAAGCGGGGUGGGUGGUGUCUCCAGGUUAAUCAUCUGCUGUACUGGGCUCUGACCAAAAUGGGUUUUGAAACCACAAUGUUGGGAGGAUAUGUUUACAUAACUCCAGUCAACAAAUAUAGCAGUGAAAUGGUCCACCUUCUAGUACAGGUGACCAUCAGUGACAGGAACUACAUUGUGGAUUCUGCCUAUGGAAGCUCCUACCAGAUGUGGGAGCCUCUGGAAUUAACGUCAGGGAAGAAUCAGCCUCAGGUGCCUGCCAUCUUUCGUUUGACAGAAGAGAAUGGAACCUGGUACUUGGACCAAAUCAGAAGAGAGCAGGAUGUUCCAAACCAAGAGUUUGUUAACUCGGACCUCCUUGAAAAGAGCAAAUAUCGAAAAAUCUAUUCCUUUACUCUUGAGCCCCGCACUAUCAAGGAUUUUGAAUAUGUGAAUACCUACCUUCAGACAUCGCCAGCCUCUGUGUUUGUAAGCACAUCGUUUUGUUCCUUGCAGACCUCAGAAGGGGUUUGCUGUUUAAUUGGUUCCACCCUUACAAGUAGGAGAUUCAAUUAUAAGGACAAUGUAGAUCUGGUUGAGUUUAAGAGUCUGACUGAGGAAGAAAUAGAAGACGUACUGAAAACCACAUUUGGCAUUUCUUUGGAGAAAAAGUUUGUGCCCAAACAUGGCGAACUCGUUUUUACUAUUUAGGGUAAAUUGCUCUCCAUUAUUAUCUCAGUCUUAAACAUUUUAAACAUAUGCAAAUACAUAUCCAUAACAGAAAUCACACAGCUCAAUAUUGAUCAACUAAUGACCUGUAUCUUCUAUUUCCUACAUUUUAUACAAAACAAAACCCAGUUGUCCUGUCAUCUCACCAACAAAAAUACCGCCAGUUAUAAUGACAUAAACCUGAUCAUGGAUGUAACGACAAUCCUCUCAACAUUAAUCAACAAAAAUUACUUAUCGAAGAGGUGGCAAUCUUGGGAGCCAUAUUCAUUUACAAACCUCCCAACAUCAUUUUAUGGUUGAACUCAGAUGAAAAAUGAAUGAAUAUGAAUGAUCAGAGAACAGCAGGAAGUAAAGUCAGGCAGACUAAAUCUGAGGUCCAAGGUUUACAAGAAACCACCUGUACAACUUAGGAUUAGAAUAAAGCAAAGAAGAAUGAGCCAUCAUUACAGGUCCAGGUAACUUUCCAGUCCUCAAAACAGAACUCACGCCAGUGGACCUGGGCUCUGGGAUUAGGUGCCAAGACAAUGACACGGCUCAGAAGGCUUAGAAUUUCUUCCAGAGAGAAUUUUGCAGACACAGUUCUUUUUGUAUCUGAUUUUUUUUAACUAUGAGAAUACUGGUAUUAAGUGCUUUAUACUUCAUGUAAUAAUCUUUAUAGCCUAUAAUAUAUGUUUCCUGGAAAAACACUAUUUGUAAGUAUAUUAAGUGUUAAAUAUAUUAAAAUAGCAUU
This is a messenger RNA of Rattus rattus (black rat), 1861 nucleotides long. RefSeq names its product arylamine N-acetyltransferase 1. The coding region runs from base 241 to 1113 and encodes 290 amino acids. The record is from RefSeq and is a predicted model, not a curated record. NCBI's taxonomy places the organism in Eukaryota, Metazoa, Chordata, Mammalia, Rodentia, Muridae. The transcript is spliced from 2 exons. Gene Ontology annotation, molecular function: acetyltransferase activity.